This is a messenger RNA of Pararge aegeria (speckled wood butterfly), 3477 nucleotides long. RefSeq names its product protein lin-54 homolog (gene mip120). NCBI's taxonomy places the organism in Eukaryota, Metazoa, Arthropoda, Insecta, Lepidoptera, Nymphalidae. The record is from RefSeq and is a predicted model, not a curated record. The transcript has 22 exons. Gene Ontology annotation, cellular component: nucleus. Gene Ontology annotation, biological process: regulation of DNA-templated transcription. Bases 340 to 2994 code for a protein of 884 amino acids.
UUAAAUCAAGCGCCAUAACAUUUUGUGUUAUUUUUCCUUAUAUUUGCAUUCGAUUACCGUAAUGUCUAUUGGAAACGCAUGAAAUAUUACCUAUCUUGCUUAAGUGCAUAAAAGUUUAUAUUCUACAUGUUUGUGUUUUUCAUGAAUAGUGUUUUGUAUUUGUGACUAUUUGUUUUUAACCGUGGCAAACUGCGGGAGAGGCUGAUAUUAUUUGACAAUUUAAAAUGGCGGCCACUUUUGAACUCAAAAAUGUAGUGUUUUUGGAGAUGAUUUCUAAAUAAAUAUUGUAUUAAAGCUGUGUAACAUUACAUAAACGGAUAAACACAGCAUACAAUCAAUAUGGAUCACAAUUUGGAGGACUCGUUAAACUUGGAAGGUGACAUAGGAGUUGACUUUGAGCAACCUGAAGAUAUUAUAGUGAGCGAAGCUGGUAUGACUCUUGAACAUUCCCCACAUGAAGACAGUAUUCCAAUGGAAUUUGAACAUAAUGAAGAUCAGCCUAUUCUCAUGGAUACAGGUGGCGAGGAGAUCAUUGAUUUUAUGGGGGAUCAGUUUACCCUUCAGGAGUAUUCUGUGCAGAGUGACCAAACCACUGGACUGACUACAACUGUGGAAUCAAAUCAGCAAAUACUGACAUCUCAGUCGGACUCUAUGUUGGAAUUGCGGUUCCCGCCACAAGUUGUGAACACUGUUAAAACAGAUGGGCUGCCUAAACUUAUAGCGGUUAAGUCUACUACGACACGUCCCAUCGCCAGGAAGAUCGAAACACUCCUGGCAACAGUGCCGCGACAGGUGGCGAUAGCUCCCAAACCACCCAAACUUGUCACAAUGAAAUCAUAUACUCCACCCAAACAACUGGCCAUUGCUCCUAAACCACUUAAUAUGCCCAGUAACAGAGGCCAAAGUCUGGUGAAGAAGGUGUCUAUAGCCAAUGUUGUGCAAGGCACUACAAAAGGGAAUACUGUUUUGGCACAGAUAGGAAAGCAGUUAAUAAUGGUGCCUUCUGGAUCUCAGAAGAUAAAACUUGUAUCUUCUACUAAAAAUAUGCCCAAUAUACAGUAUAUAGGGGAUCAGGCACAGCUGAUACCAAAUAAAAGUACCAGCAAUACACAAACCAAGCCUGUGGUGACCAAAGUAUUCACAGUCCAAGGUAAACAGAAUGUCGACCAGCCGGCAGUAAUAACAAAGAUAGCGCCUGCCAGUGGCGCCAAUAAAGCGCGAUAUGUCACCAUGCCACCGAAGGCUAUGCCCAUUACGUUGGGAAAUAAGGUACUGAUGGCAGCGACUUCGAAGCAAGGUAUGGUGAAGUUGACGAAAAAGCAAGAAAUUAUAACCAUCCAACCGCCAACUACAAAGUUAUUGCCUGCUCCAUCACUGGUGCCGGUGAGCAGUGGUCCCUCGAAAAGCAAAGUAGUAAUAACAAACGCGACGAAAAAUGUUAUUCUCAAAUCGACAAAUGCUCAACCUAAAUCCUCCGAGGUGGUAAAAAACAGCAAUGUAGUUAUAGAAAACCAAAAGUCCCAACUACAUCAGAUCAACGUACCUGGCAAAGGUGUCCAAUACGUUCGCAUCUUUACCAAUCCAAAGUCGACACCGAAGCCAACACCGAAGCCGCCUCCUAAGCCCUUGACACUCAAUACUAAAACAUUUGUACUUACUGAUAAUAAAGGUAAUGUUAUUCAGAUGACAGCUGAGAAAAUGACAGCCGGCCAGCCGCCCUCGCUCGUGCUCACCAACAAUACAAAUCAAAGCACGGCGACAAAACCUAAGCAUAAACUUGUGAGGAUAGCGCCAGUUUUACCAAAAAUUACACAAGUAGUAUCGCAAAGUGGACGUUCAUCCCAAAGUCUCCUAGCCCCACUAUCGCCUGUCCAAUCAACGACAACGGAGAGUUCUUCUCUACCAGAAAUCAAAACUUUAUUAGAAGAAGAGGAAGAGCCCUAUCAGAGUGCGGGCGAAGAAGAGGUGCGGGGGGUGGAAUCGGCGGAAGAGGAAGUCGAUUCUAAAGCGGCGCUGCGUCAACUUAUAGAGAACGCAGUGUCUGACGACGCAAACUUGAGCGUUAACGAAGUUGAGAUCGAAUAUAAGCAACAUCAUAGUCCACCCGAUGACAAUAGCACAGACAGUAUGGAGCAACACGACUCGAGCGGCCAGUCAGAGCAGCAUCCGUUUAUUGUGCUUCCUACCAAGUUUGAGCCACAGCAGCCCGAAAUCACAAUAGAGGAGCGGGACUCGUUGGAUGAUUCACAUCCAAUGGAUAAUAGUACGAUAAAUAUGGACGAGGAAGCGAUGAACAAUACUUACCAGACGACCGCCCUUUCGGAAUCAGACAUGGUAUCUUCAGAUUUUGGCCUCCGUCCACGCAAGGCUUGCAACUGCACAAAGUCUCAAUGCCUCAAGUUGUACUGCGAUUGCUUUGCAAAUGGGGAGUUCUGCAACCGCUGCAACUGUGUCAACUGCCAUAACAAUCUAGAGAACGAGGAGUUGAGGCAGAAGGCCAUCCGGGGCUGCCUGGAUCGGAACCCUAACGCUUUUAGGCCCAAGAUUGGCAAAUCGAAAACUGGAGGUCCGGAAAUUAUUCGCAGGCACAACAAGGGAUGCAACUGUAAACGAAGUGGCUGCCUCAAAAACUAUUGCGAAUGCUACGAGGCGAAGAUUGCGUGCACGGCGAUGUGCAAGUGCGUCGGCUGCCGCAACGUAGAGGAGACGCUCGAGCGGCGACAUCGCAACAACGUGCCGCGACUUCUGCCCGCACCGCCGCCCGUCGCGCCGCUCACACCCAAGCAACCGUGCAGUUUCAUGACGACAGAAGUGAUAGAAGCCGUGUGCCAGUGUCUGAUAGCAGCUGCGGUGGAAAACAAGGAUGAGCCGGAACAGAGGGAGAUAGAUCCAAUGAGGGAUGUCAUCGAGGAGUUUGCGCGCUGUCUGCAGGAUAUCAUCAGCGCCGCACACCAGAGUACGCCGCCCGGGCUGAUGGAGGAGGAGCCGGCAUGAUAAAUGAAGAGGAAUGAGUCCAUUAAGACUAAUAUUUAUGAGCAAUAAUAUAUUCCAAAAGUGAUAGUUAAACAUAAAGUUAUAUAGAGCAAUCCAAUGUUUAUAAAAGGUGCAAUCAAAUAUUUUUAAAAUGUUCCUAAUACAGAUUUGCUAAUAGUUUCUGCGUACUUAAUAGGUCAGUACUAAAACUAACCAACCAAUAAAGGCCAUGCUUCAAAACUUAAACAAUGUAACCGAUCGAGAGGCUUUAUUUGCAAUAUUAUUUAAGUUACCACCCCCGGAACGCAAAAUUGAUGAAACUUCUAUAAUGCAAUAGAAGGUGCUUUUUGCGCAUACUUAAGUUUCAAAUGUCGUAGCUAAUAAGACCUCAUGGCAGUAAACUGGGUAAUGAUUGCUUAAAAUUGUAAAUUGUUUUCAAACGAUCGACAUCUACGCUAUUAAAAAAAAUAUGUAUGGAUUUUUUUAUUUAUUCGUUUGUGCGUG